Molecule: messenger RNA, 758 nt
Organism: Mytilinidion resinicola
Lineage: Eukaryota; Fungi; Ascomycota; Dothideomycetes; Mytilinidiales; Mytilinidiaceae
Product: ADP-ribosylation factor
Exons: 6
Coding region: 1-546 (181 amino acids)
Biological process (GO): protein folding
Cellular component (GO): cytoplasm; microtubule cytoskeleton
Molecular function (GO): GTPase activity; GTP binding
Source: RefSeq, a predicted model, not a curated record
AUGUUGUCCAUAUUACGGAAAGCGAGACUUAAGGAUAAGGAGAUGAGGAUUUUGAUGCUUGGGCUUGAUAGCGCGGGAAAGACCACCAUCGUUAAGAAGAUUAUGAACGAAGACGUCUAUAGUGUCAGCCCAACUCUAGGCUUCAUUAUCAAGACGAUCGAGUACGAUGGAUACAAGCUCAACAUAUGGGACGUCGGUGGGCAGAAGACACUGCGUACUUACUGGAAGAAUUACUUCGAGAAGACAGACACGCUCAUCUGGGUGGUUGACGCGACUGACCGGGAGCGUAUUGAUGACUGCCGCCGCGAGCUGGAGGGCCUGCUGCUGGAAGAGCGUUUGAUGGGCGCAAGUCUCCUGGUCUUUAAGAACAAGAGCGACGUGUCUGGAUCUAUGACAGAGGACGACGUGCGGCUGGCACUCCGUCUGGACUCGAUCAAGACGCACAAAUGGACCAUUAUGGCAUGCAGCGCGAUGACGGGCAUGAACCUCCACGAAGGGCUCCAAUGGGUGGUGCAAGACGCAAAGGACCGCUUGUUUCUUUUCUGAUACCAAUACUCCUGCAAGGGCGUGAAGGCCCUGUCGUCAAGCUUCUCCGCUUGCUCUCGAAGCAGCAUAGCGUGACAGAUAUCGGUUUCGAGGCGCGCCAGGGCAGCGAAGCAGACAUUUGGGACGAGACCGCGAGGCCAUGGCGAGUAUAGACAUCGCAGUAGUGAAUACGAAUGCCAUUGAAGUUGUGUGCUGGGCGCUCGAAGUGUUAU